Messenger RNA from Mytilus trossulus (common blue mussel), 12030 nucleotides. Its product is annotated as talin-1-like. Lineage: Eukaryota; Metazoa; Mollusca; Bivalvia; Mytilida; Mytilidae. Gene Ontology annotation, biological process: cell-cell adhesion. Gene Ontology annotation, molecular function: integrin binding; structural constituent of cytoskeleton; actin filament binding. The coding region runs from base 251 to 7945 and encodes 2564 amino acids. The record is from RefSeq and is a predicted model, not a curated record. The transcript has 57 exons. Gene Ontology annotation, cellular component: cytoskeleton; ruffle; focal adhesion.
GAAAUGUUCAUUUCCGGACGUGACGUCACUUCAGCCAUUUUCUUGAAAGCGAGGGUGUGCCGAACUGAAGUUUAUGGGUCGGAACCUAAGAAAACACUGAUGUUGUCAAAGUAAACUUUCAGCAUGCACUGAUAUAAAGAGAUUUUCGUCAAUGUGAUAAAAGAACUAUAGACAAAACUUGAUACAGACAAGAACACUACUAAAGAAACAGGAAUUGUUGUUGAAAAAAGGGGAGACAACUUUAACCAAGAUGGCAACCCUCUCGCUGAAAAUCAGCGUAGUUGGGCAGAAUGUUGUAAAGACCAUGCAGUUUGAACCAAACAUGCAAGUUUUUGAUGCCUGCAGAAUCAUCAGAGACAAGUUGAUAGAGACAACUACAGAAAAAAUAAAUCCUGGAGAAUUUGGACUGUUUCUAUCAGAUGAAGAUCCACGUAAAGGAAUAUGGUUAGAAAAUGGCAGAACACUAGACUACUAUCUACUAAGAAGUGGUGAUUUACUAGAGUACAAAAAGAAACUAAGGAUAUUACAGAUUAGAACUUUAGACGAUGCUAACAAGAAAAUCCAGAUAGACGACAGCUUCCAAGUCGGACAGCUUAUGGUGACAAUCUGUACUAAAAUGGGAAUAUCCAACCAUGAAGAAUACUCAUUAGUUUUAGAAAUGCCUGAGGACGAGAGAGAGAAAACAUUAACAUUAAAACGGGACAAAUCCAUCGCAAAAGAUCAGAAAAAAUUAGAUGAAAUGAGGAAGAAACUUCACACAGAUGAUGAAAUGGACUGGUUAGACCAUUCUAAAACUUUACGAGAACAGGGAGUUACAGACAAUGAUGUUUUACUGUUGAGAAGGAAAUUCUUCUUCUCCGACCAGAACAUAGAUCAGAGGGAUCCUAUACAGCUCAACUUAUUGUUUGUACAGUGUCGAGAUGCUGUGUUGAAUGGUACCCAUCCUGUUACUCAAGAUGAAGCUAUACAACUGGCAGGGUUCCAGUGUCAAAUUCAGUUUGGAAACUUUGUGGAGGGUAAACACAAACCAGGAUUCUUAGAAUUGAAAGAAUUUCUUCCCAAGGAAUACAUUAAGACAAAAGGAAUAGAAAAGAAAAUAUUUCUUGAACAUGAUAAACUGAGAAAUAAAGGUUUAAAUGAAUUUGAAGCCAAGGCCAAGUACACACAGAUGUGCAGAUCUCUAAAAACUUAUGGUAUUACUUUCUUCUUAGUCAAGGAGAAGAUGCCAGGUAAAAAUAAGCUAACGCCACGUUUACUUGGUAUUACAAAGGAAAGUGUUGUCAGGAUGGACGAAAAAACUAAAGAGAUCUUAAAGACUUGGCCACUUACAACAGUUAGAAGAUGGGCUGCUUCACCAAACAGUUUUACUUUGGAUUUUGGUGAUUAUUCUGACAAUUACUAUUCAGUACAGACUCAAGAAGGAGAACAAAUUUCCAGACUCAUAGCUGGUUAUAUUGAUAUUAUACUAAGCAAGAAAAAAGCCAAAGAUCACCUUGGUAUUGAUGGAGAAGAUGAAGCUCCUAUUUCUGAGGAUAAUGUUGCUCCAUCACAGGCCACCAUUAUCCAGAGGAACCAGGCAAAGAUUGGUCAUGCUGAUGUUGGAUCCGUUGCCAUGCCAGCAGUUUUAAGGGGAGCUAACACUGGGCAAUCUAGUUUUUCUACGGGAUCAAUGGGAUCAGCUCAACAUAGUCAGGUGUCAAAUGAAGCGCAUGUAGGGCAUGCUAAUAGACAGAGUCAGAACAUACGAGAACAGACGCUGUCACAUUCACAGAGGGCGCUGAUUACCAUUAUAGACGAGGGAAUGACGUCCAUCAAGAAGGCCCAAUCACAGAUGGAUCAUGGUGCCACACUUCCACAGCUUGGAGACGAUGCUGCCUCCAAGAAAUGGCGUCAAAAUACUUUAGAUUUGUCCCGACAGAAAGUGAGCGCUGAGGUAUCAGCUAUGAAUGCUGCCACAGCACAGCUAGUUACAUUGUCAGCAGGAGACGAGGAGCCUGAUCCACAAGCAGUUAGCUCGGCUGUAGCUCAAAUCACCUCCAAUAUUGGAGAGUUCUCACAUGAUGUGCGUAUGUUGGCAGCUCUACAUGAAGACGAGAACACUGGUAACAAUUUAAUGAACGCUGCUAAACGUCUGGCUGGUGCCUUCUCAGAUUUACUUAAUGCGGCACAACCUAAUGCAAGAGAUAGACAAAAUAUUAUAGCAGCUGCCAAGAUUGUUGGUGAGGCUAGCCAGGAAGUGAUGUAUGGUGUUGGAGAAACAGCAGAAGACCUGGACAGAAUGUACCAAGAGACUCUUCUGGCCCUGGCCAAGGCUGUGGCCGGUGCUACAUCUACCUUGGUACUGAAGGCUAAGGGUGUGGCUAGUUCUACGGAUGACCAGGGAUUACAGAACAAAGUUAUCAACUCCGCAACAAGCUGUGCUCUCGCUACGUCACAACUGGUGGCAUGUACUAAGGUUGUUGCUCCAACAAUAGCCAGUCCAGCUUGUCAGGAACAGUUAAUAGAAGCAGCCAAACAAGUGGCCCAAUCAGUCGAGGGCAUUGUUGAUGCUGCCCAGCAGGCCUGUCGUGAUGACCGUCUGCUCCAGGAUCUGGGAGGUGCUGCUACCAUGGUAACACAAGCAUUGAAUGAUCUGUUGCAGCAUAUUAAGAAAGGAGCAGGACCCACUCAUGCCCAUGAAGCACAUGAAGAGGCAGUGGACACUAUUUUAGCUGGAACAGACAAGAUUGUUAGUUAUUUUGGUGAUGCACAUGAGAUGGUCAAACAGGCUAGACAACUUGCACAGGCAACCUCCAUGUUGGUAAAUGCCAUCAAAGGUGAUGCUGAAGGCCAUACUGAUUCAGACAUGCAGAAACGAUUACUGGCAGCCGCCAAAGCUCUCGCUGAUGCUACAGCUAAAAUGGUGGAGGCUGCAAAGGGCUGUGCCUCCAAUCCUAACGAUGCUAUGCAGCAACACAGACUGAGACAAGCUGCAGAGGAUCUUAGAUCUGCCACUAACAUUGCUGCUAGUAAUGCAUUGAAAAAGAAAGUCAUUAAACGUCUGGAGAAUGCAGCGAGACAAGCCGCCUCAGCCUCCACACAGUUGGUCAAUGCAGCUAAGUCUGCCAAUACUACCAAUACAAAUACAUCCUCACAACACCAACUGGACAUUCAGAUCAAUGAAAUUAAUGAAGAGUUACCUAAACUUGUACAGGCCUUCAGAGCCUCAAUGUUAAACACAGACAGUGCUACUGCUCAACUGAAUCUCAUUAACCAAAGUAAAGAUUUUAUACAGCCUGCUAGUGCCUUAAUAGCUGCAUCUAAUGCUGCCAAUCCAACAAUUGGUGACCAGGCUGCAGCCUUGAACUUGAGCCAUACUGUCAAGGUCAUGUCCAAUGCCUUGGCUGAACUAAGGUCCUCCACCUCUAAAUCAGAAGAGGCAUAUGGGUCCUUGGAGAUAGACAGUGCCUUAGACCAGCUACAAACACUUGACUCUGAAAUGAUUGAAGUUAAAAGAUCUGCCCAACAUGGACAACUCAGACCUCUACCUGGAGAAACUGCUGAGACGUCAGCAUCUAAACUUGGAGCUACUUCUAAGACAGUAGGAUCUGCCAUGGCACAACUCCUGACAGCUGCUUCACAGGGUAAUGACAAUUACGUAGGAAUAGCUGCCAAAGAUACAGCCAAUGCUUUACGUGUCCUGGCUGAUGCCACUCGAGGUGUGGCAGCUACCUCAGACGACCGUGAAGUACAGGAACUUGUUGUGGACAGUGCAAGGGAGGUAAUUAACCAGUCAACAAAAUUAUUGGAGGAGGCCAAGAAAGCCAUGAAUGAUCCUGAAAAUCCAGAGAAUCAACAAAGAUUAAACCAGGUUGCCAAAUCAGUAUCCAAUGCUCUGAACAACUGUGUGAAUUGUUUGCCAGGUCAGAGAGAUAUAGACAAUGCUAUCAGACAAAUCACAGACUCCUUUCAAGCUCUGGCUGUUACACAGUUUCCACACACAAAUAAGAGCUUCCAGGAUGUACAGUUAGAAAUGAACAAUGUAGCUGUCAAUCUAAACCAAGCCGCUAGUGACAUCGUCACAUCAUCUCGUGGUGCUCCUAAACUUCUCGCCGAGUCCACUCGCCAAUAUAGUGCCACCUAUGAAGAAUUUGUGAAAACAGGACUAACCAUUGCUGGAAUAACAAAAGAUAAUGAAACGCAGAGCCAGAUUGUAGGAGGUUUGAGAAGUGUUUCCAUGGUUUCUAGUAAACUUUUAAUGGCUUCCAAACAAGUGUCUGCCGAUCCUAAUGCACCAAACUCAAAGAAUCUCUUACAAAAUGCUGCAAGGGCAGUAACAGAAAGUAUUAACCAGUUAAUAAACACCUGUACAGUGUCAGCACCAGGACAGAAGGAAUGUGACAAUGCUCUUAGACAAAUACAGAUGAUGCAGAAUCUAUUAGAGAGUGCUAAUGAACCUGUGACAGACAUGUCUUACUUUGAAUGUUUAGAUGCUGUCAUGGAGAGGUCAAAGAACCUUGGUGAGUCUAUGACAGGUAUUACUAACCAUGCUAAGAAAGGAGAACUAGAUGAUUUCUGUGAUUCUGUUCACAACUUUGCUGGGUCAGUCUGUGGCCUAACAGAGGCUUCAUCACAGGCAGCUUAUUUAGUUGGAAUAUCAGACAAGGCCUCAGAACCAGGGCGACCAGGAUUGGUAGACCAGUCACAGUUUGCCAGAGCAAAUCAGGCAAUACAACUUGCCUGCCAGAACCUUGCCAAUCCAGCAAGCUCUCAACAACAGGUUCUGUCUGCUGCUACUGUUGUUGCCAAACAUACAUCAUCAUUGUGUAAUGCCUGUCGUCUGGCAUCUUCAAAAACAACCAAUCCAGUGGCAAAGAGACAUUUUGUGCAGAGUGCUAAGGAUGUAGCCAAUAGCACAGCAGCUCUUGUUAAAGCUAUUAAAGCAUUGGACAGUGAUUUCACUGAACAAAAUAGACAGAAAUGUGCAGAGGCUGCUAAGCCAUUGAUCAACGCUGUUGAUGAGUUAUCUACCUUUGCAUCUUCACCAGAGUUUGCCAGCAUGCCUGCAAAAAUAAGUGCAGAGGCAAGAAUUGCCCAGCAGCCAAUCAUCCAGGCUGGCAAGGCAAUGAUAGGAGGAGCUUCAAACAUGGUCCAAGCUGCCAAACAAUUGGCUGUCAAUCCUAAAGAUCCGCCCACUUACCAGAUGUAUUCAAGCUACUCAAAGAGUGUGUCAGAUGCCAUUAAGAAAUUAGUAGCAUCAAUCAAGGACUGUGCCCCUGGCCAGAAGGAAUGUGAUGAUUCACUUGACACUAUUAAUCAAUGUGUCCGUAGUCUUGACCAGGCUUCAUUGUCUGCUAUCAGUCAAAGUCUUACUCCAAGAACUGAGAAAACAUUACGGGGCUUCCAAGAACAGAUUAUAGGAAGUGCAAGAGAAAUUCUGGAUAUGGUUGACAAAGUGAAAAUAGCAGCUAAAUCUGAACCAGAAAAUCUAGGUUACAGGGUUACUAUGAUGGCCAGUUAUUUUGAACCAGUUGCUGACGGAGCUGUGGGAGCUGCUUCCCAGUCUACAACAUCAAAACAACAGACGCAUACGCUGGAUCUUACCAAAACAGUCAUGGAGUCAGCACUACAGUUCUUAUUUGCAUGUAAAGAAGGGGGAGGUAAUCCAAAAGCCACUCAUACCCAUGAAAAUAUUGAAACUGCUGCUGAGAAUACGAGGGACGUGUUACAAGAUCUGUUACAAGCCAUGGAGGAAGCUGCUUCUCAGGCAGGCAUGGUUACCAGUAUGAUUGAGAAAAUUACCAAAUCUAUAACUAAGACUGACCAGAAGAUCCAGAUCAGUGAAACAGAAUCGUAUGUAGAUUUCCAAACCAACAUGGUCAGUGUGGCCAAGAAGAUAGCCAUGACAGCCCAAGACAUGGUGGGUAAAUCUACCAGUAAUCCAGCAGAACUGGGAUCAUUAGCCAAUCAGCUGACAAGAGAUUACGACCUCCUGGCUGCCAACUCUGCAGGAGCUGCUGGAGCGUCUGCUAGUUCUGAUGUGUCUAACAGAAUUAGAACUACCGUGAUGGAUCUUGGAAAGAGUUGUAUAGAACUGGUACAAGAUUCUGGUAACCUACAGAGCAACCCAGGGGACACCUACGCACAAAGAGACCUGGCUGAUCAUGCUAGGAGUGUUAAUGAGAAGGUAGCCUUUGUAUUGGCCUCCUUACAAGCAGGAUCAAGAGGUACCCAGGCUUGUAUCAAUGCUGCUAGUACUGUCAGUGGCAUCAUAGCUGACCUUGACACUACCAUUAUGUUUGCCACUGCUGGAACUCUGAACAGAGAAGGCGAGGAAAGCUUUACUGAUCAUAGAGAGAAUAUACUGAAGACAGCUAAGGCUUUAGUAGAAGAUACCAAAACAUUGGUGGCAGGUGCAGCCUCUAACCAAGAACAGCUGGCAGGUGCUGCCCAACAAGCUGUCAAAACAAUCACACGAUUGGCUGAUGUCGUCAAAUUUGGGGCAUCCUCACUUGGAGCUGACCAACCAGAGGCUCAGGUGUUAUUAAUAAACGCAGUGAAGGAUGUUGCCUCAGCCUUGGCUGAUCUUAUCAGUGCUACCAAGAAUGCUUCGGGUAAAAGUGUACAAGACCCAGCUAUGUUACACCUCAAAGAAUCUGCUAAGGUAAUGGUAACAAAUGUGACAUCUCUGCUGAAAACUGUAAAGACAGUGGAGGAUGAGGCUUCUAGAGGUACUCAGGCUCUAGAAGGUACAAUUGAGGCCAUCAACCAAGAAAUAAAGGCUUAUGAUAGUACACCAGGCACAGACAAGAAAGCCUCUGCAGAAGAUCUGAUACGCUUGACCAAACCUAUAACCAUGGCAACAGCCAAAGCAGUUGCUGCUGGUAAUUCAUGUCGACAGGAAGAUGUUAUAGUGGCAGCCAACAUGAGUAGAAAAGCUGUGUUUGAUUUAUUAGGUGUUUGUAAGGCUGCUGCGUUAACAGCAGAGACAACAGAAACCAGACAGAGAACAGUCAGAGCAGGACAUGCUGCUGCCGUAUCCUAUAAUGAACUGUUACGACAAGUCCAUGCUUGUGUACAGAAACCCACAGCAGAGGCAAAACACAAUCUAAUCACUAUAUCUCGACAAGUGGCUAACUCAGUCACAGAAAUUGUUCACUCAGCGGAAGUUAUAAAAGCCAACAAUGAAAUAAGAUGGUCAUAUAUUGUCCCAGGUUCUGAUUGGGUAGAUCCAGAAGACCCUACUGUGAUAGCGGAGAAUGAAUUACUGGGAGCAGCUAACUCUAUUGAAGCAGCUGCUAAAAAAUUGGCAUUACUUAAACCAAGACAAAAAGCUAGGGAAGCUGACAUGAGUCUUAACUUUGAAGAACAGAUCUUAGAUGCUGCCAAAUCCAUUGCAGCAGCCACAGCGGCUCUUGUCAAGUCAGCAUCAGCAGCACAAAAAGAAUUGGUGGCACAAGGAAAGAUCCGUACUAGAAAAGAGAUUGAAGCUGCAUACCACAAAGCUGAUUUCCAGAAUGAUGAUGGACAAUGGUCACAGGGACUAAUCUCAGCAGCUAGAAUGGUAGCAGGAGCCACACACAGUUUAUGUGAGUCAGCCAACGCUAUGGUACAAGGUAACGCUACGGAGGAGAAACUCAUCGCAUCAGCUAAAGAGGUUGCAGGAUCUACAGCAGCAUUAUUGGUGGCCUGUAAGGUCAAGGCUGAUCCAGGGUCAAUGGCCAUGCAAAGGUUACAGUCUGCUGGUAAUGCAGUAAAGAGAGCCACAGAUGCUUUAGUGAAGGCAGCACAACAAGCCAAAGGAUUCUCAGAAGAACAGGAAGAUGUUAACAUAGACGCUACCAGGGUCGGAGGAAUAAGACAGGAAUUACAAGCUCAUGAAGACAUGUUAAUCAUGGAACGGAAACUACAGGAAGCACGAGAGAAACUGGCUAAAAUAAGAAAAGCCAAAUAUACAAAAGAGUGAAUUGCAAGCACAGGAAGAAAUCUUAAAGAGAGAAAAAGAACUUGAAAGAGCCAGACUGAAGUUGGCAGAAAUUAGAAAAGCUCGUUAUAAACCUGACGAUUAUGAUUCAUCAUCAUCUAAUUUUUGAAAGACUAAACCGUAAUAUCUGUGUGUUCAUUGUCUAAUCAAGAGUGAUUGUUAUUAUUUUUGCAAGUGCAAAUACAGUCAAACCUGUAUACAAGGGUUACCCUAUGGAACAGUGAAAACUGACUCUAUAAGAGAUUUGACCUUGAAAUUGAGGUUGAAAAUGUACAUUUGUUACAAAAGGCAGGCUCAGACAAGUUUUCAUGUAAUAGAUGUGAUCUUUCCCACAGGUUUCACUGUAUUUUGAUUGUAAAAGAAGAAUGAUUUUUUAUAGAUAUUUGUAAAUAUACGGAAAAGAAGUGCCAUGUUAUGAUUUGAAGUUUUUUUCCAUGUUGUAGUGGAUGAGGUCCAGAGGUGAAAGUUCAUGCUCACAAUUUUACAUAUCAGAAAUCAUAAGUGAGGUCAUUGAAAGGAAUUUAUUUUCAACUGGGAGAAUGAUUUCAAAAGUGGGCGUUGUUCAUGUUUACUUUAGUUAUACUAGAAUAAAACGACGGUUUAACAAUUUUUUAAAUGGUGCAAAAACAUGCACACACACUAAAAUAAUACAAAUGUGAAAUAACAGUCUGUGAAAUUACACUCAAACUGUAAUUAUCAAAAUGCCUUGGAACUGAGGCUGUGAAAAUAAAGUAUUUGCAUAGUUCUAUGUAUGAUAAGUUUAUUAUUUGCAAUUUAAGAAUACUUAUAAAUACUCCUUCGUAGUAUAGAUCAUUUCUAAAUGUACAAACCAUUAGGUAUGUAGUAAUAAGCUUAUGUUUGCAUUUUAGUAUUUUAAGAAAAAUGUAAUUUUUUGUAAACUUGUAUUUUUUGUAAAUCAUACAAGAAAGUUUUUUUUAGCUUACAUCUGAAUAUAUUUAAUUGUUUCAACAGCCUGCCUGUAUUGUAAUGUUAAAUAUCGACAUAAGUGCUAAAAAUACAGCAUGUUUAAUGUUUCGGAAACACAUAGUAAUAAUAUCCUGUCUGUUUACUUGUUGAGUGGCACAUAUAUAUAUGUUGUAUUAUUAUCGGAGAGUUUUUUGGAGUAAAUUUUAGGAUAUAUUUUAGUCUUUUUAUACAUGUUUAUACACAUUUUAUUUGUGAUACAAGCUUAUUUACACUUUGAACCAAUCUCUUUCUCUAUGUCUUAAUUGACAAUUUUACGCGUUGACAUUUUUUUUCUAUAAGUGAAAAGUAAUUUUACCUUUUUAGUGUGGCAUAAAAUGCUAAACAAUUACAGUCUUUUUUUCAAAGAAAUGAUUGUUUUGUGAUACUGUGGAUUCAUUAUUAUUCGUUAGAUGCCAAUUUUUUGUGGAUUUCAGGGGAACAGUUAGACCAUGAAUUUCAAUAAUUCCAUGAGUACCAAAUUUUAAAUAGGCUUGUAUGCAUACUUGGUUAAAAUCAUCAAAAUGAAUCCAUAAUAUUGAUGUUUAUUGAACUACACGGAAAUGUUUCAGAGACUUAAGUUUGAAAAUAGGGCUUACUUCACUGUGUCGUAAAAAGAAGAACAAAACCAAAGUUGCUCAAUAAUUCAUUACAGUUGUGAUUUCAGUGAGAAAUAGCAUAUUCAGGUAAUUGCUGAUGCCAAUAUCAAACAAGUAUUUGCUUUAGCCUGGCCUAAUUGGGUAAUUACUGAUACCAGUAUCAAACAAGUUAUUGCUUUUGCCUGUCCUAUUCAGGUAAUUGCUGAUGCUAGUAUCAAACAAGUAUUUGCUUUUGCCUGGCCUAAUUGGAGGAAUACUUACACCAGUUCCAUGUGAUCAGGUGAAAUUAAGUACCAUCUUAAGGUGUGUAUAGUACACAUUUUUAAUAAGUUUACUGUCAUUACUCGGACUCAUAUAAACAAGAUAAUAAUGACGUUCUAUGCUAAAGUUGAAAAAAAAGACUAAUUAUUACUUAGGAAAACCAAGUUAUGUUUAUAAAAACCAAGUUUAUUGAUAUAUAAGUCUUCCUUAUAGCCAUAUACAGUUGUAUUUUCUAAUGCAAUAAAACCUAACCACAUUUUACAUAGCUAUAGUAAUAGUCAAUUGAAAACUAAAUAGUAGGUUAAAUUUAAUAUUUACUAUGCAAAUUUGACUACCAAAGAUUUUUUUCAUUUUUCAAUAAUUUAUUUCUCCUUUAUAAACAUGUGAUGUUAAAAUAGAUUCCAACAUCCAGCAGGUGUUUUCCUGAAAUAUUUCCAAUAAAUUUAUUGAUAGAAUUUUAUUGGUAAAAAAAAUAUCAAUAGUUAUUUUAUAAUAUACAAAAACUGAUGCACCUCUGUGCCAUUAGCUUCCUUUAGAUGUAAACUAAAAUUUUCUAAUUAUGUUAUCUUUGCCUUUCCAUAUUUUUUUGUUGUAUUAUAUGUAAUGUGAUAAUGAUAUAAAAAUCAUAUAUAAAUUAUGUUAAUAUUGUAGAGAAUAUUAAAGAAAUGAAUAAGUAUUUAAUUUGUAUGUAUGUCACCUAGUUUUAAUCCCAUAAAAGCAUAAAAACAUACAAUUUAGUAAAGGAGUGUUGAAAAUGUGUACCAAUUUCAACAGCAGUCAUGAAAAUUUCAAACAUUGGACAAUUAUCAGAUCAUUUCACAGAAUAUAGAGUGUAUUUAUAAACAUAUUUGCUCGAUUUAUAAAAAUAAGGAUAGAAAAUAUUGUAAAACCAAACAAUUUUCUAGAUAAAAGCCUAGAUACAUAGAGGCCAAAGUCAAAUAUUGGACACAAUUAAAGUGCUCAUUAUAUUUAGUGUCCUUGAUAUUCAUUCAAUUUGUUGAAUUUAGACGAAUACACUUUUAUAGAAAGCAUGUUUUCCGUUUUGAUCAUUGUAUACUCUUCAUUUGAUGUAUUUUGUUGUAGGUAAUUUGUUAUUAGAUAUAUUGCUUUGCAAAGUUAUCACUAAGUGGCCUUUAUAGAGUUUUAGAUUUUUAUAAAUCUUUUAGCAUUCUAUUACUCAUAGAAACUUUAUACUAUUGUAUGCUAAAUAUGGUAUUAGGAAGUGAAGUUUUAUAAUUGGGGACAUGCCAGAUGGUUUACUUUGGUUUUAUUUUAAAAUUUUCUGUAUGUAAAAUAAAUAAAGUUCAUUAUUAAAAGGGGAUUUCAGCCCUACAGUCCAUUUUCCCACAUCCAUCUGAAGGGAAAGCUGCUAUGGCUGAAAAAAAUAAAUAUAUUUUAUAAAUAAGGAAACAGAAGGAUAAAAUAUAUGGAAUAAAAAUCGUAAUAAUUUUAUUUCUCAAAGAAAUAUAUAAUUUGAACAAUUUGAAGUCGUUGGGAUGAUUUAUUUACUGUGGUAAAGGGGAGCUUGCUCGGAUUUAAAUACAGCAUAUUGUUAUAUAAUUGUAUGGAGUGUACAGAAUGUAUCCAGUGCUUCUACAUAAAAUACUAGUCCAUUAUUGAUAGAAUUUUGUAUAUAUUAGCUCUGUUGCUUAGCAACAUAAUAUAUUGAAAGAUAUGUUAUUUACAUACAUUUGCACUUUUUGUUUUAUAAUUUAUAUACUGUACCCUGUGGCAGAUGAUGUCAUUAGAAGAUCAGACAAAAUGUCAGUUAGAAUGUGAACAAUUAUAAAUUAAAAAAAAAUCCACUUUAUUUUAGUUCAAUAUAAGAUUAGGAUCAAAUUUACUAGAUUUUCAUCAGUUUAAAGUUAAUCUUUAAACAGAGAUUCUAAUAAGAGGAAAUUCAGAUUUUAACCUGUGUUCUUUCAGCUAGUUGUAGAUUAUGUUAAGGGCUAUUCCAAAACUAGUAGUAGAAAGAGGAUAGGUGUCGAAAGAAAACUAAUAUUAAUAAUGUUGGAAUUCACAACUAGUUUUCACACAAUCAUGUUUUUAAUUUCUAAUUUGAAAAUGGUGUUACUUAAUUAUGAAAUUGUAAAUACUGCAUCAGACUAAGGGAAAGCAUCAUUUUAAUUUCUUGUUUUUGUUUGUUUUUAAUGACAUCUCUGCCUAACUAAUUUGCAUAUCAUUAAGAAAUAAAGCUUGUUUGUAUUAUAAAUGUUGACAAAAAUAAAUGAAUUAAUAUUUGUA